This is a messenger RNA of Hyphopichia burtonii NRRL Y-1933, 1562 nucleotides long. RefSeq names its product pyruvate kinase (gene CDC19). The coding region runs from base 21 to 1535 and encodes 504 amino acids. Gene Ontology annotation, cellular component: cytoplasm. The record is from RefSeq and is a predicted model, not a curated record. The transcript has a single exon. NCBI's taxonomy places the organism in Eukaryota, Fungi, Ascomycota, Pichiomycetes, Serinales, Debaryomycetaceae. Gene Ontology annotation, molecular function: magnesium ion binding; potassium ion binding; pyruvate kinase activity. Gene Ontology annotation, biological process: glycolytic process.
AUAAUAAUAAUAAUAAUAAUAUGUCUCACGCAGCUUUAUCUUGGUUAACCAAAUUGAAUACUUCUGAAACCCCUGACAAGGUUUUACGUCGUUCAUCAAUUAUUGGUACUAUUGGUCCAAAAACCAAUAAUGUUGAUGUUUUAGUUAAAUUAAGAAAAGCCGGUUUGAACAUUGUUCGUAUGAAUUUCUCUCAUGGAUCAUACGAAUACCAUCAAUCCGUUAUUGAUAAUGCUAAAAAAUCCGAAGAAAUAUAUAAAGGACGUCCAUUGGCCAUUGCUUUAGAUACCAAAGGACCAGAAAUUAGAACUGGUACCACUAUCGAUGAAAAAGAUUACCCAAUUCAACCAAACCACGAAAUGAUUUUCACCACCGAUGAUGCAUAUUUGAAAAAAUGUGAUGAUAAAAUCAUGUAUAUCGAUUAUAAAAACAUUACUAAAGUUAUUGAAGCUGGUAGAAUCAUUUAUGUUGAUGAUGGGGUUUUAUCCUUUGAAGUUUUAGAAGUUGUUGAUGAUAAAACUUUAAGAGUCAAAUCAGUUAAUGCUGGUAAAAUUUGUUCUCAUAAAGGGGUUAACUUACCAGGUACCGAUGUUGAUUUACCUGCUUUAUCAGAAAAGGAUAAAGCUGAUAUUAAAUUUGGGGUUAAAAAUGGUGUUCACAUGAUCUUUGCCUCUUUCAUUCGUACUGGUGAUGAUAUUAAAGAAAUUAGAAAAGUUUUGGGUGAAGAAGGUAAAGAUAUUCAAAUUAUUUCUAAAAUUGAAAAUCAACAAGGGGUUAAUAACUUCGAUGAUAUUUUAACUCAAACCGAUGGGGUUAUGGUUGCAAGAGGUGAUUUGGGUAUUGAAAUUCCUGCUCCUCAAGUUUUCGUUGUUCAAAAACAAUUAAUUGCUAAAUGUAACUUAGCUGCUAAACCAGUUAUUUGUGCUACUCAAAUGUUAGAAUCAAUGACUUACAAUCCAAGACCAACCAGAGCUGAAGUCUCGGAUGUUGGUAAUGCUAUCUUAGAUGGUGCCGAUUGUGUUAUGUUAUCUGGUGAAACUGCUAAAGGUACUUAUCCUUUCGAAGCUGUUUCAAUGAUGCAUAAUACUGCUAUCAUUGCUGAAAAGGCAAUUGCUUAUCAACCUUUACAUAACGAAAUUAGAUCCUUGGCUUUAAGACCAACUCCUACUUCUGAAACUUGUGCUAUGGCUGCUGUUUCUGCUUCUUAUGAACAAGAUGCUAAAGCCAUUGUUGUUUUAUCCACUUCUGGUUUAACUCCAAGAUUAGUCUCUAAAUAUAAACCAAACGUUCCAAUCAUGAUGGUUACUAGAAACGAUAGAGCCGCUAGAUACUCUCAUCUUUAUAGAGGGGUUUAUCCUUUCAUUUACUCUAAACCUCAAGUUGAAAACUGGCAAGAAGAUGUCGAAAAUAGAUUAAGAUGGGCUGUUUCCGAAGCAAUCGACUUGGGUAUCAUUAAAAAGGGUGACUCCAUCAUUACCGUCCAAGGUUGGACCCGUGGUGUUGGUCACAGUAACACCAUUCGUGUCGUUAAAGCUUAAUCUUUUCUAUAUAUUUAAAUACUUUCA